AUGGCCUCGUUUUUUGAUGUCAGCUCUAAGAGGAAAGAUAAGAAAGAAGAAGAGGAAGGCUAUGGGGCGGCGUAUGCGAAGUUGGAUAAAACGGUAGUUUUGCAAGAGGCUCGCCUUUUUAAUCAAACACCACUUAACCCAAGGAAUCUAACUAAAGAUAUGACUGGUCCAGAGAUUGCCUUUCGAGGUCCUGCGAUUCGAGCCCUUUGCACCAUAACAGAUGCAGCGAUGGUCCAGAGUAUUGAACGCUACCUUAAACAAGCUGUAGUAGAUAAGCAUCCUGCAAUAGCGUCAGCUGUAUUGACGUCAGCAUACCAGUUGAUGCACAUAUGUCCCGAUAUCAUUAAAAGAUGGACGAAUGAAAUACAAGAAGCCGCAUCAGGCUCUCGUGUUAUGGUACAGUAUCAUGCUCUUGGUCUGUUGUAUUUAAUUCGUCAAUCUGAUCGACUUGCUGUUACAAAGAUGAUCCAAAAGUUUACUCGGUCUACUCUAAGAUCACCCUAUGCCUACUGUCUCAUGAUAAGAAUAGUAGCAAAGCAGUUGGAUGAAGAUGGGCACCCGAAUAAUCCACAAUUGUUUGAGUUUUUGGAAUCAUCGCUUCGCCAUAAGUCGGAGAUGGUUAUAUAUGAAGCAGCUCGAGCGAUUAUUAGUCUUCGAAACCUAACAGCGAAAGAAUUAGCUCCGGCCGUGGGUGUUUUACAACUGCUUUGUACAUCUUCCAAACCUGCUCUGCGAUAUGCUGCUGUACAUACGUUAAAUUCUGUCGCUAGUAACCAUCCUGCAGCAGUAACUGCAUGUAAUCUUGAUCUUGAGCAGCUAAUUGGUGAUCCUAAUAGAAGCAUUGCAACACUUGCAAUAACCACUUUACUGAAGACAGGCAACGAGUCGAAUGUUGAACGUUUGCUAAAACAUGUAUCUCCGUUUAUGAGCGAAAUAAGCGACGAAUUUAAAAUUGUCGUAUUAGAAUCUAUCCGUGAUUUAGCAACAAAAUACCCCAAAAAGUAUAUGGUGUUAUUAAACUUUUUAUCUGGACUUCUUCGUGAUUCAGCUGGUUACACGUUCAAAAAAGCAGUUGUGAUUGCUAUCGAGUCAAUUAUCAAACAAAUUCCAGAAGCUAAAAGUAUUGGUUUGUUACAGUUGUGUGACUUCAUAGAGGAUUGUGAACAUGUUAAACUAACGCAGCGUAUACUCCAUCUAUUGGGAAGGGAAGGACCAUACCUCAAACACCCUCGUCAGUUUACACGUUACAUUUACAAUAGAAUUAUGCUCGAAUCAGCUCCUAUUAAGUGCACUGCCACAACAGCUCUGGCUAGGUUUGCUGCACACAAUGAGGAACUACUUCCAAGUAUUCUUGUACUUCUUAAACGAAUUAUGAUUGACGAAGAUGAUGAGGUUCGUGAUCGCGCAGCUUUCUAUCAUUAUAUUUUAUCAACUAACCAAGUAGCACUGAAAUCUGCUUACCUUUUGAAUGAGGAAAUGCACCUAAGUCCAUCUGGUUUAGAGCGUGCCUUACUGGAUUAUGUACAAAACUCUCACACAGUCGCUAAUAGUCCUUUUUCUUUGAUGGCAGUUCCAAUAGCUGAUGUUCAGCCAAAUGAUCUUAGUUCUAUCAUGGAAUCAGAUAUUAUAAAAACUAAAACUAAACCUACUGCGAGGGUUGGUGAAAGUCGAAAUACAACGUUUGCUUCUCAGAUGCCAGGAAGACGUAUUCCAGAUUCAUACGCCGAACAGCUGGCAUCUAUACCAGAGUUUUCCCGGCUUGGCUCCAUAUUCAAAUCUUCCUCCCCAGUAGAAUUAACUGAAUCUGAUACUGAAUACGUAGUAACAUGCAUAAAACAUUUAUUCUCAAAGCAUUUAAUCUUGCAGUUCGAUUGUGUCAAUACCAUGGAAGACCAAGUCUUGGAGGAUGUCUACGUUUCAUGCGAACCAGACGAUUCUCUGUUCAAUAUUGUUUGCACAAUACCUUGCAAAAGCUUGAAAUAUAAUUCUUCUGGUGUAACUUAUGUUCUAAUUGACUUGCCGGAAAACCUGGAGUGUCAUUCUGCUACAUUUAUGAACACAUUGAAAUUCACUAUCAAAGAUGCUGAUUGUGACCUUUCCGAUCCUGGUUUAUCAGAUGAAUAUCAAUUGGAGGAUCUGGUCCUAGGUAUCUCAGACCAUGUUCAAGGCGUUUCAAAACAGAACUUUACAAUGGCUUGGCAGGAACUCAAUCCUGAAACUGAGGUAGAGGAAACCUAUAUGCUACUGAAGCACAAAACAAUUAAAGAAACAAUGCGUCAAAUUAUCGAACACCUCGGACUUCAGCCCUGUGAUCAAACUGACCAGAUGCCUCAAGAAGGGAAGUCAUCUCAUCAGCUGCUUUUGUCUGGAGUUUUUCGUGGUGGAUUCCAGGUUUUAGCCCUAUGUAAACUUGCCAAAGUGUUGUCCGAUGCAUCCCCUCAUUCUAAUGAACAGGGAAUAACCUUCCAAAUCACGGUACGAUCAUCUGAUCCUGUUGUUAGCCGAAUAAUAGCUGACGCUAUCGGUUAA
Messenger RNA from Schistosoma turkestanicum, 2529 nucleotides. The record is from the annotation of a GenBank genome assembly. Lineage: Eukaryota; Metazoa; Platyhelminthes; Trematoda; Strigeidida; Schistosomatidae.